Molecule: messenger RNA, 1818 nt
Organism: Ziziphus jujuba (common jujube)
Lineage: Eukaryota; Viridiplantae; Streptophyta; Magnoliopsida; Rosales; Rhamnaceae
Product: lysine histidine transporter-like 2
Exons: 7
Coding region: 179-1498 (439 amino acids)
Cellular component (GO): plasma membrane
Source: RefSeq, a predicted model, not a curated record
GCUAAUUUUGGGCACUUUCUUUAACUGAAUUGAAUCUUAUAAUUACAGCCAGUUUGUAGCUGCUACAAUUGUGGCUCUUAGCUCAAUAGUGAUUGUGAAUCUCUGGGGAACAAAAGAGAAAAAAAAAAUAACUUUUUUUGUCUCCCUCUAGUGCCUAAGAGUAAGAAAAAAAAAAAAAAUGGGUCACAGUGAACAAGCAAAGAAAGAUGCAGAAAAACAAAAGCAGAUUGAUGAUUGGCUUCCAGUUACAUCUUCAAGGAAUGCCAAAUGGUGGUACUCUGCUUUCCACAAUGUCACUGCUAUGGUUGGGGCUGGUGUUCUCAGCCUUCCUUAUGCAAUGUCUGAGUUGGGAUGGGGUCCUGGUGUGGUUAUUCUUCUCCUGUCAUGGAUCAUAACCCUAUACACACUAUGGCAAAUGGUGGAAAUGCAUGAAAUGGUGCCUGGCAAGCGUUUUGACAGGUAUCAUGAAUUGGGUCAGUAUGCAUUUGGAGAAAAGCUAGGGCUUUGGAUUGUGGUCCCCCAACAGCUAGUGGUUGAAGUUGGUGUAAAUAUUGUGUACAUGCUCACAGGAGGGAAAUCCUUGAAGAAGUUCCAUGACACAGUUUGCCCUUCUUGCAAAUCCAUUAAGACCACUUACUUCAUUAUGAUUUUUGCUUCUGUACACUUUGUUCUUUCUCAUCUCCCCAACUUCAACUCCAUUACUGUUGUCUCACUUGCUGCAGCUGUCAUGUCCUUGAGCUACUCAACAAUUGCCUGGGGUGCUUCAGUUCAUAAAGGGGUUCAACCAAAUGUGGACUAUAGCUACAAGUCAAGCUCCACAGCCGAUACGGUGUUUGACUUCUUUAGUGCUUUGGGUGAUGUAGCUUUUGCAUAUGCUGGUCAUAAUGUAGUUUUGGAGAUCCAAGCAACAAUUCCUUCAACACCAGAAAAACCUUCCAAAGGACCUAUGUGGAUUGGUGUUGUUGUGGCUUACAUUGUGGUGGCUCUCUGCUACUUCCCUGUUGCUUUGCUUGGCUAUUGGACUUUUGGAAACAGUGUUAAUGAUAACAUCUUAAUCACACUUGAGAAACCCAGUUGGCUUAUUGCAACAGCCAACAUGUUUGUGGUUGUUCAUGUUAUUGGAAGCUACCAGAUAUACGCCAUGGCGGUGUUUGAUAUGAUCGAAUGUUUGUUGGUGAAGAAAAUGCAUUUCAAACCUUGUUUCAGGCUUCGAUUUAUUACCCGUACCUUGUAUGUCGGAAUAACCAUGUUCAUAGCUAUAGCUAUUCCUUUCUUUGGUGGCCUUCUUGGAUUCCUUGGAGGAUUUGCUUUUGCUCCCACAUCAUACUUUCUGCCCUGCAUUAUAUGGCUUGCGAUAUAUAAACCCAAAAGGUUUAGCCUAUCUUGGUGUGUAAAUUGGUUAUGCAUUGUGCUUGGUAUAGCUUUGAUGAUUCUGGCACCCAUUGGAGCAUUAAGAAGUAUAAUUUUGACAGCCAAAGACUACCGGUUCUUCUCAUGAACCACUGCAAAUAGCUUCACUCCGCUCUUGAAGUCGGAUCAAAUCAAUGGUUUCUUCGCAUUCUCAUGGACUGUUGGCUGAGGAAUCAGACUUGGUUUGUUAGUAAAAAUUUCAUGGAGUCCACAAGAUUCCUCAAUGGCUCUAAAAAAAGUUGGCCCUGUUCUAGUGCUAUGGGAGAGGAAUUAGAAAGCCAUAUGUUUAUUCGAAUACUUUGAUUUGUUGUAAUUGUAAUUAGAUGCUAAUCUUUAGUUUGAGAAAGCUUGGUAUGCUUGUAUUGUCAUUCAUAUAAGGGAAGGACAAACACCACUAUGAAAACUACA